AUUCUUUUGCAUAAUUCAUUUUCUCAUUCUGAAUCCGUUCUUCAAAUAAUGGAGGUACGGAGCUUGGUUGUUUCGAUGAACCCUAAUUUAUCUUCCUUUGAGCUCUCUCGUCCAGUAUCUCCCAUCACUCGCUCACUCGUUCCGUUCAAAUCGGCCAAACUUCGUCCCCGCUCCAUUCCUAGGGUCUCUGCGUCGAUCUCCACGCCGAAUAGUGAAACUUCUUCAUCUGACACCGACAAGAUCUCUGUGAAACCUCUUUACGUCCCUACGCCUCCUAAUCGCGAGCUCCGGACUCCUCACAGUGGAUACCAUUUCGAUGGAACAGCUAGGAAGUUCUUCGAGGGAUGGUACUUCAGGGUUUCAAUCCCAGAGAAGAGGGAGAGUUUUUGCUUUAUGUACUCUGUGGAGAAUCCUGCAUUUCGUCAGAGUUUGUCACCAUUGGAGACGGCUCUAUAUGGACCUAGGUUCACUGGUGUCGGAGCCCAGAUUCUUGGCGCUAAUGAUAAGUAUAUAUGCCAAUACACUCAGCAGUCUCACAACUUCUGGGGAGAUCGACAUGAGCUAGUUUUGGGGAAUACUUUUAGUGCCGUGCCAGGAGCAACGCCUCCAAACAAGGAGGUUCCACCAGAGGAAUUCAACACAAGAGUGUCAGAAGGAUUCCAAGCUACCCCAUUUUGGCAUCAAGGUCACAUUUGCGAUGAUGGCCGGACUGACUAUACGGAAAUUGUGAAAUCUGCUCGUUGGGAGUAUAGUACUCGUCCUGUUUACGGUUGGGGUGAUGUUGGAGCCAAACAGAAGUCAACUGCAGGCUGGCCUGCAGUUUUUCCUGUAUUUGAGCCUCAUUGGCAGAUAUGCAUGGCAGGAGGCCUUUCCACAGGAUGGAUAGAAUGGGGUGGUGAAAGGUUUGAGUUUAGGGAUGCACCUUCUUAUUCAGAGAAGAAUUGGGGUGGAGGCUUCCCAAGAAAAUGGUUUUGGGUCCAGUGUAAUGUCUUUGAAGGAGCAAGCGGAGAAGUUGCUUUGACUGCAGGUGGCGGAUUGAGGGAGUUGCCUGGAUUGACUGAGACAUUUGAAAAUGCUGCACUGGUUUGCGUACACUAUGAUGGAAAAUUGUACGAGUUUGUUCCAUGGAAUGGUGUUGUUAGAUGGGAAAUGUCUCCCUGGGGUUAUUGGUAUAUAACUGCAGAGAACGAAACCCAUAUGGUGGAACUAGAGGCACGAACAGAUGAAGCGGGUACACCUCUGCGUGCGCCUACCACAGAAGUUGGGCUAGCUACGGCUUGCAGAGAUAGUUGUUACGGUGAAUUGAAGUUGCAGAUAUGGGAACGGCUAUAUGAUGGAAGUAAAGGCAAGGUGAUACUAGAGACAAAGAGCUCAAUGGCAGCGGUGGAGAUAGGAGGGGGGCCGUGGUUUGGGACAUGGAAAGGAGAUACGAGCAACACGCCCGAGCUACUCAAACGGGCUCUUCAGGUCCCAUUGGAUCUUGAAACCACCUUUGGUUUGGUCCCUUUCUUCAAGCCACCUGGUCUGUAACAUUAAUGAGUGUUUUGUUUGUUGAUAGAGAGAUCCAUGUAAUCAAGACGGAGUUUAUGUUAUUGCUAGCGUAACUAAUCUGUAUGGGUCAGUUCAUUCGGUCCUUGUAGUAAAAUAUACGGGCCGGUGUAAAGUUUAUAGUUCAAUAAAGCCAAUUGGUCUCUUUCGCUUA
This is a messenger RNA of Capsella rubella, 1702 nucleotides long. Its product is annotated as tocopherol cyclase, chloroplastic. The record is from RefSeq and is a predicted model, not a curated record. The transcript has 10 exons. Bases 49 to 1530 code for a protein of 493 amino acids. Gene Ontology annotation, molecular function: tocopherol cyclase activity. NCBI's taxonomy places the organism in Eukaryota, Viridiplantae, Streptophyta, Magnoliopsida, Brassicales, Brassicaceae.